Messenger RNA from Hyaloscypha bicolor E, 513 nucleotides. RefSeq lists its product as uncharacterized. The transcript is spliced from 2 exons. NCBI's taxonomy places the organism in Eukaryota, Fungi, Ascomycota, Leotiomycetes, Helotiales, Hyaloscyphaceae. The record is from RefSeq and is a predicted model, not a curated record. Bases 142 to 405 code for a protein of 87 amino acids.
GCGGGCCUCCGAGGUUGGAUCGAGGCCGAAGGGCACACACACACACACACACACCUGACCAAGAGGGCGAUCAUUCUGUACUGUACCGCGCCGGGCCCCGAGGGCAUCGCAUGCACCCCAUAUUUCCAGCGGUGCCACUGGAUGCCCGUCAGCUGCAGCAGACCAUUCGUCUCCCUACGUAAAGCAAGCUCGGUGCUUCUUGCGGUCACUGCUCAAAUCCAAGUAUCAUUCAGCGAGGAGGCAGCGAGCAUUGCAGCACCGAGCAUUGCAGCAGAGCACCCCUCCCUCCCUACGACAUACAGUACUCGACCCCGGGUCCAAAUAUUAUUGAGCCUCUCGCCCAAAGCGCUGAAAACCCUCUGCGUACCCAUCUCUGCCAUCCCACCUUCCUCCACGAACCUCUAGCCUCCUCUUGAUGAUAGCAACCUUCGAAUUCCAAACUUCACCAUGUCUGCGAGCGCGAGAACGUCCUCCUCAACCUCCUCUGCGGAGCUGUCAGGAGCUGGUACGUAC